Molecule: messenger RNA, 987 nt
Organism: Melampsora larici-populina 98AG31
Lineage: Eukaryota; Fungi; Basidiomycota; Pucciniomycetes; Pucciniales; Melampsoraceae
Exons: 7
Coding region: 1-987 (328 amino acids)
Biological process (GO): Golgi organization; endoplasmic reticulum to Golgi vesicle-mediated transport; endoplasmic reticulum organization
Cellular component (GO): endoplasmic reticulum-Golgi intermediate compartment; endoplasmic reticulum membrane; COPII-coated ER to Golgi transport vesicle
Molecular function (GO): D-mannose binding
Source: RefSeq, a predicted model, not a curated record
AUGGCACUCUUCCUAGUAUUUUUACUCUUCUUAACCCAUUCAUCUGCCACAUUUGAUCGAGAGGAUAUAGUUCUAGAUCGACAGAUCAAGGGAAACAUCACGCAGCUGGGCGAAUUGCACGAUCACGGGCUUGAAAUUCUCAUUGAUUUAAAUCAACACUGUCGCCUCACGCAACGCAGACCAUCGCAGGCCGGGUAUCUGUGUUCGCAUCGGCCGCUACUCUCGCCUCAAUUCCAGAUUGAUGUAGAGCUUUCUAUUGGUGCCAAUGAUAAGACUCUGUUUGGCGAUGGGCUUGCUAUCUGGCUGGUCGAGGACGGGAUCAAAAACACGGGCUCUGUGUUUGGAGCCCCCGACUAUUGGACAGGUCUUGGAAUAUUCAUAGACACUUUUCCAAAUAGUGAUAAAUCACUAAACUUUCCGAUCUUCCAGAAACCAUUUCCCAUCAUGAUGGGAAUGUUAAAUGAUGGAUCGAAGCGGUACGAUGUAGAUAAUAACGGCCAAGGACAAGGAAGUGGGGAAUGUCAUUUGCCCAGGAUACGAGAUCAAGGGCCUCAUACCAUUCGAAUAAAUUAUGUGAAAUCAAAGUUUCUCGAAGUUCUUGUACGCUAUGACGAUCCUGACAAGUAUUCUACGGACGUAUGGUCUCACUGCUUCACAAUCUUCGAUGUCACAUUGCCUCUCCGACCCUACCUGGGAUUUUCCGCUCACACUGGUUAUCUUGCAGAUACCCAUGAUAUUGUCAAUGUCUUUGCGAGUCAAAUUCAUCACGGGCACGAACAGCCGAAGUUCACACCUCCAGUUCAGCCUCAUGUUCAGGAAGUGAAACUCAGUGGAGUGACCAAAACCUCAAGAAGUUUCAAGAUGAGAAUGCAUAGUUGUCAUUGUCAAAGCUCGACUACCCUUCUUGGAGCUGGUCCCUUCCAUGGAUCCCUUCCAUAUGCUCGAGAGGAAGAAACCAAAAAACAUGUGGGUCAGUGCAUCAUGUAG